This is a messenger RNA of Lagopus muta (rock ptarmigan), 1411 nucleotides long. RefSeq names its product caspase 2 (gene CASP2). The record is from RefSeq and is a predicted model, not a curated record. The coding region runs from base 49 to 1365 and encodes 438 amino acids. Gene Ontology annotation, biological process: proteolysis; regulation of apoptotic process. Lineage: Eukaryota; Metazoa; Chordata; Aves; Galliformes; Phasianidae. The transcript has 11 exons.
AGCCAUGUCGCUCUGCGCGCCUAUCAGUCCCGGAGUUCCACGCUGAGCAUGCGCGUAAAGGCGGAAGCCGCAGGGCCGCGGGGAAGACGGUUCGGGAGGAUGCUGGGAGCGUGCGGCAUGCAGCGAUACCACCAGGAAGCUCUAAAGAAGAACCGGGUGAUGCUGGCGAGAGAGCUGGUUUUGAAAGAGUUGAUGGAACACCUGAUAGAGAAGGACAUCAUCACCACUGAGAUGGUGGAAAUGAUACAGGCCAAGUCCGGAAGCUUCAGCCAAAAUGUGGAAUUCCUUAAUUUGUUGCCCAAGAGAGGCCCUGCUGCCUUUUCAGCCUUCUGUGAAGCUCUACAAGAAACCAAACAGCAGCACCUGGCAGAAACAAUCUUGAAGACAGAAUCCAGCUUGAGACAUGGAAUUGCAAGGCGUUAUGGAUCAGAUCUUCCACUUCCUCUGAGUGAAUCAUGUAAUUCAAAGAGACCACGCUUGAUUGUGGAACAUUCUUUGGACAGUGGAGAUGGUCCUUCGAUUCCUCCAGUGAAGCACUGCACUCCAGAAUUCUAUCAUGAUCACCAGCACUUAGCAUACAAACUGAUAUCAGAGCCCCGAGGCUUAGCACUUAUUCUCAGCAAUAUCCAUUUCAGCAGUGAAAAGGACUUGGAAUAUCGUUCAGGUGGAGAUGUGGACUGUGCUUCCCUAGAGCUGCUUUUCAAGCAUCUUGGAUAUCAAGUGACUGUCUUUCAUGACCAAAGUGCAAAGGAAAUGGAGAGUGCAUUGGAGAGAUUUUCUAAGCUGCCAGACCAUCAGGAUGUGGAUUCCUGUAUUGUAGCUUUACUUUCCCACGGUGUAGAGGGUGGGGUUUAUGGCACUGAUGGCAAACUCCUACAGUUGCAGGAGGCUUUCAGGCUCUUUGAUAAUGCAAACUGCCCCAAUCUCCAGAAUAAGCCCAAAAUGUUCUUUAUUCAGGCCUGCCGGGGAGACGAGACAGACCGGGGGGUGGAUCAAAGAGAUGGAAAAGAAAGGUCAGAUUCCCCAGGCUGUGAGGAGAGUGAUGCAAACAAGGAAGAAAAUCUCAAGCUGCGUCUGCCUACGUGCUCCGAUAUGAUCUGUGGAUAUGCGUGUUUGAAAGGCACUGCAGCCAUGCGUAACACCAAGCGUGGAUCCUGGUAUAUCGAGGCACUCACCACUGUGUUUGCAGAGGACUCCCGAGACACUCAUGUGGCUGACAUGUUGGUGAAGGUGAAUAGACAAAUCAAGCAACGAGAAGGUUAUGCCCCAGGCACAGAAUUCCACCGCUGCAAGGAAAUGUCAGAAUACUGUAGUACACUCUGUCGGGACCUGUACCUAUUUCCUGGUUAUGUGCCAGGAAAAUAACUCUACCAGCUCCACUGGAAGAGAGAUACUGCCAAAGCUGAACUGA